AUGGAGAAAUGCUCUCUAGUCCCUGCGGGCUCCGGCGCUGGGACAGUUCACGAAACGGACGCUUUGCUGGAGGCCGGAGCGCCUCACGGCGGGACACAGAGCCCCCUUGCCCCCAACACGAAGUCCGCGACCCACCCGGACCCAGAGGCGCCCCGGGGAGAGGCGGCCGCCGCCCCUGCAACCUGCCUUGCCGGGUGGCACCGUUUCCUAGACCGACGAGAGGAUCCAGAGAGCGCCGAGAGCGGGGACACUACGGAGCCUCGCGUGGCUCCUGCCUUCAGAAGCCACCGCAGGUGCCAAGGCUGGAGGCAGCGGAUCCGACGCGCCGGGGCCCGGAAGACCCAAGGAUGCCAGGAGUCCGAGGUUUGCGCUGAGUCCCUCAUCUCCGUGGGCAAAUGCUACCGUUAA
Molecule: messenger RNA, 408 nt
Organism: Rangifer tarandus platyrhynchus (Svalbard reindeer)
Lineage: Eukaryota; Metazoa; Chordata; Mammalia; Artiodactyla; Cervidae
Source: the annotation of a GenBank genome assembly